UGACUGAAAUUGUGUCAACUGUCAAAUAAAUGACAUUGUUGUUUGAUUUGUUGAGUUUUGGAUACCUAUUUUAUAAAAUUAAAACUGGUAUCAACUAAUUCCAUUUAAUUAAUAACUUGAAUGUAUUGAAUCUUUAAUGUAUAAAAUGUUGUUUUAACAUUGGAUUAGAUUAUUGGGUUAAAUCGAGAAUGGCUGUCACAUUAAAAUAUAUAAUUGCCGGUUUAGUAAGAUACUGGCUCAUACACACGGAUUACUGGCAAACAAUUGCAAAUAGGGUUGAAAUAGCAACGCCUUUAAACUCGUGGAAGAGAUUAAUAGAAGGAGUUUACUUAUAUGAUCAUGGGAUAAAUCCAUAUGAAGGUGAUUCCUUUCAUGAAUCGCCUAUAAUGCUAAUAUUCUUUCACUUUCUUCUCAAGUAUGCUCCUUACGUUUUACCAGUAGUAUUUACACUAAUUGACAUGCUCACAGCAUACUUUCUGUUUAAAACAUCAAAAGCAUUUGUUCAAAUACUUCAAAAUAACCAAGAGAAGGCCAAGAAAACAAUUGCAGAGGACUCCAAGACAUUGCUUUUGGAUGAAACACAUUUGAAUGAAGUUCCAGAAUAUGUGUUAUCUGUGUAUUUAUUCAACCCUUAUUCUGUACUGAAUUGUGUUGGAAUGACUACAACAGUAAUACAAAAUCUAUUAGUGGCUGUUUCCUUGUGGGGUGCAGCGAGUGGCCAUAGACUUUUAGCAUGUUCAUUUAUUGCUCUUGCUACUCACCAAGCCCUAUAUCCAAUUACUCUUAUUGUGCCAAUAUCAAUACUAUUAGCAGAUGUCAGCAAAGGGUGCAAUAAAUGCUCAUAUAUAAGGACACUUUUAGUUUUUGUUGUGUGUUGGGGAUUCUUGAUCUUCAUAUCAGCAUUUAUUAUGGAUGGUUCUUAUAGUUAUGUUUAUAACACCUAUGGAUUUAUAUUAAAUGUUCCAGACCUGAAACCAAACAUUGGGUUGUUUUGGUACUUCUUUACAGAAAUGUUUGAGCAUUUCAGAUUAUUAUUUGUAUGUGCAUUUCAAAUAAAUGCCUUAAUUCUAUAUGUUGUGCCAUUAACGCUGAGAUUUAAGAAAGAGCCUGUAUUGUUAGCUACUGUUCUCAUUGCACUUUCAACUAUAUUCAGAUCAUAUCCUUGUAUUGGAGAUGUAGGUUUCUACUUGGCUCUAUUACCUAUGUGGAAGCAUUUAUUUACAUUUAUGCAGCAGAAGUUUAUAGCUGGUUGUGCGUUUAUCAUCACAUCAGCACUUGGACCAACAGUGUGGCACCUCUGGAUAUACUCAGGAUCGGCAAAUGCAAAUUUUUUCUUUGGUGUUACCCUUUCAUUUGCAACUGCACAAAUAUUCCUCAUCACAGAUUUAAUGUUUGCAUAUUUAAAAAGAGAGUUCACACUGAAGCAUGGUUCGUCUCGUCAAGUUGAUGGGAAACCAGCAAAGUUGGUCUUGAGAUAACUCACUAUAUUGCAUAAAUUAUUGUUUAUGAAAUAACGGAACAAAUUCAUUCUUUAACAAUGUGUGAAAUGAUGUCGCAUGGAUUAUGCAUUUAUUUUAAUAUUUGAUGUGAAUGUGUUUAGUUAAUUUUUUGCUUAUUUCUAUAGACCAAUGUGUGUCAAUCGAGACUUUGUGUAAAUAUAUGUAAAUGUUCUAUGAUUUAGAAUAAUAUUUAAUUAUGAAAUGUCAUUUUCUUGUUACACUCCAUGGCUGUUGCCUUGUUGAUAGACAAACAUUAUAUAGGACAAUACAAAUUAUAUUCCUCUAUUGGAUUUUAAGUGACAUUACUUAUUCCUGUUGCUUUUAGCAAAUGAUAAGGUACCAUGGAAAUUAAUAUAGUGCAUUGAGAUUUGAGAUUAUUUAACUGCAAUUUUUUAAUAUGUAUGUGAAUACCUACCACUUGGAUGAUUUUAAGUUGGAUUGAAGUAAUGUAUAGGUAUCAUAUGAAAAUAUACAUGUUUCAUCGUAAUAGAGCUCAUGUACAGAUAUUAAUAGACGCAUAAUAUAUAAUCUUACAUAAUUGGAAUUGCCAUGUCAUCCUCCAUUACACUAAUGCACUUUGUUUUGGUUUUUAGUAUUGUAAAAUUGUAAAUAAUCUUGUGCUUCACAUUCGUUUCAGCAAUUAUAAAUUUAUACGAUGAAAUUUUGAAGGAUAUCAUGUCUUUUCGGUUUAUAGUAAUUGCUUUGCAUUUAUAAAAUAAUUAGUAUUUAAUAACAACUUGGAAAAGAAUGGUAAUUUAUUUAUUUAUAUAGCGGUUAAAUGUUAUAAUGGGUUGUAAAGUAAUACAUUCUAUCAGUAAAAUGAGAUUCAAAGCUAUGUCCAUUACUGGAUAUAAUAAAACUGUAAUGCAUUGUAUAAUGGGCGUUGCUAGCAUGAUACCUAUCUAUAAAAAUUGAGCCCCGAGCGGCCCGAUCUGACCACGAUACAAUCGAUUUUCUAUUGUGUCUGUGAUUCCGGGGGCUGAGUUAUUACUAAUAAAAUCUAUCAAUUUCAUAAUUGACUUCUAACAUAGUGAAAUAAUAUUACCUUGAAUAUAAUAAAUAUGAUUCUUACAUAGAAAUGUUACAUAGAUGCAAAGCUAGGCAAAUGAAAUAUUACGAUUAUGUAUUUCUAUACCAAAAUGUGUUUGUGUUAUUGUCAUUCAUACGGUUUUAUAAAAUAAAAAUAAUAUUUUUACAGUU
Colias croceus (clouded yellow) is the source of this 2699-nucleotide messenger RNA. It is a transcript of the gene PIG-U, whose product is annotated as phosphatidylinositol glycan anchor biosynthesis class U protein. Bases 189 to 1478 code for a protein of 429 amino acids. Lineage: Eukaryota; Metazoa; Arthropoda; Insecta; Lepidoptera; Pieridae. The transcript has 3 exons. Gene Ontology annotation, biological process: protein localization to cell surface; attachment of GPI anchor to protein. Gene Ontology annotation, cellular component: membrane; GPI-anchor transamidase complex. The record is from RefSeq and is a predicted model, not a curated record.